GGCGGCGGGCGCAGUAGGAAGCCCGGCGCCGACCGCCGGGCGGAGGUGGCGGCCGCUCUCACUCGCUGCGCUCACCCGGCUCUCGCCCGCCGCCAGGGCUCCGGCCGCCCGGGCCGGGAUGGCGGCGGCGGCGGCCGAGCCCGGCGCCCGCGCCGGGCUCGGCAACGCCUCGCCGCGCCCGGGCAGCCCGGCCUCCAGCCCCAAGCUGGGCGGCGGAGGCCGCGCGCGGCUGGGGCCGGGGUCGGGGUUGGAGCGGGCGGGCGCCAGGCCCCCGGGUCCCGCCACUUCGGGCCACAGCUUCCGGAAGGUGACGCUCACCAAGCCCACCUUCUGCCACCUCUGUUCCGACUUCAUCUGGGGGCUGGCUGGCUUCCUGUGCGACGUCUGCAACUUCAUGUCCCACGAGAAAUGCCUGAAGCAUGUGAAGGCCCCCUGUGCGAGCUUGGCACCCAGCCUGGUCCACGUCCCUGUGGCCCACUGCUUUGGCUCCCGGGGGCUGUACAGGCGCAAGUUCUGUGCUGUGUGCCGCAAGAGCCUGGAGGCACCUGCACUCCGCUGUGAAGUGUGUGAGCUGCACGUUCACCCCGACUGUGUGCCCUUCGCCUGCAGCGACUGCCGCCAGUGCCACCGGGACGGGCACCGGGACCACGAUGCGCACCACCACCAUUGGCGGGAGGGCAACUUGCCCUCGGGCGCGCGCUGCGAGGUCUGCCGGAAGGCGUGCGGCUCCUCCGACGUGCUGGCCGGCGUGCGCUGCGAGUGGUGCGGUGUCCAGGCUCACUCGGUCUGCUCCGCGGCACUUGCCCCCGAGUGCACUUUUGGGCGCCUGCGCACAAUGGUCCUGCCCCCCGCAUGCGUGUGCCUGCUGUCCCGCAACUUCAGCAAGAUGCACUGUUUCCGCAUCCCCGAGAGCGCGGCCCCGGAGCCAGGCGAGGGCGACGAUGGCCCCGACGCGAGCGCUCCCGCGGGCCCGGGCAGAGAGGCGCUGGGGCCAGAAUCCGGUAAGCAGACCCUGAAGAUCUUUGACGGCAAUGACUCCUUGCAGCGAAACCACUUCCGUGUUGUCACCGUUCCCCGCCCGGCCAGGAGUGAGGAGGUGCUGGAGGCAGCGCUGCGGGCCUACUAUAUCAUGGAGGAUCCCUGCGACUUCGAGCUGCAGGUGCCCCCCGCCUCAGGACAGGCUGGUGGUACUGGAGCCCAGAGAAAGGCCUGGAGUGGCGGGACCGCGGAGGAGGAGGGCGGCCGAGGUGCCGGGUCCCGUGAGGCCGUGCCCGAGGCCUGGAUUAUCCGCGCUGUGCCCCACACCCAAGAGGUCCUGAAGAUAUAUCCUGCCUGGCUCAAGGUGGGUGCGGCCCAUGUGUCCGUCCGUGUGACCCCGCAGAGCACUGCCCGGACCGUGGUGCUGGAAGUCCUCCCGAUGCUCGGACGCCAGGCUGAGGGCCCCGAGAGCUUCCAGCUGGUGGAGGUACUCAUGGGCAGUAGGCAAGUCCAGCGGAUGGUGCUGGAGGACAAGGAGCCCUUGCUCGACCGGCUUCGUGACAUCCGACAGACAUCCCUGUGGCAGAUGAGCCAGACGCGGUUCUACGUGGCUGAGAGCAGGGUCGUGGCCCCACGCGUCUCCCUGUUUGUUGCUGGCCUGCCUCCCGGCCUGUCCUCCCAGGAGUACAGCAGCCUACUGGACGAGGCUGUGGCCACCAAAGCUGGCCUGGUGUCCAUGAGCCACGUCUACUCCUUGCAAGGUGCAGUGGUGCUGGACGUGGCCUGCUUUGCAGAGGCCGAGCGGCUCUACAUGCUGGUCAGGGACACGGCUGUGCACGGUCGGCCGCUGACUGCCCUGGUGCUCCCUGAUGUGCUGCCCAAGAAGCUGCCCCCAGACUGCUGCCCCCUCCUCGUGUUUGUGAACCCCAAGAGCGGAGGCCUCAAGGGCCGUGAUCUGCUCUGCAGUUUUCGGAAGCUGCUGAACCCUCACCAGGUCUUUGAGCUGACCAACGGGGGCCCUCUCCCUGGGUUCCACGUGUUCUCCCAGGUGCCCUGCUUCCGGGUGCUGGUGUGCGGUGGGGAUGGCACUGUGGGCUGGGUGCUCACUGCCCUGGAGGAGAUGCGGCACCGUCUGGCCUGCCCGGAGCCUUCUGUGGCCAUCCUGCCCCUGGGCACAGGCAAUGACCUUGGCCGGGUCCUCCGCUGGGGGGCGGGCUACAGUGGUGAGGACCCCUUCUCUGUGCUGCUGUCGGUGGACGAGGCUGACGCUGUGCUCGUGGACCGCUGGACCAUCCUGCUGGAUGCCCACCAGGCCAGCGGUGCAGAUGGUGUAGCCAAUGUGGAGCCCCCCAAGGUUGUGCAGAUGAGUAACUACUGUGGGAUCGGCAUCGAUGCAGAGUUAAGCCUGGACUUCCACCAGGCACGGGAGGAAGAACCUCGCAAGUUCACGAGCAGGUUCCACAACAAGGGUGUGUACGUGCGGGUGGGGCUGCAGAAAAUCAGCCACUCACGUGGCCUGCACAGGGAGAUUCGGUUGCAGGUGGAGCAGCAGGAGGUGGAGCUGCCCAGCAUCGAGGGCCUCAUCUUCAUCAACAUCCCCAGCUGGGGCUCGGGGGCCGACCUGUGGGGCUCCGACAGUGACUCGAGGUUCGAGAAGCCACGCAUGGAUGAUGGGCUGCUGGAGGUGGUGGGGGUGACGGGCGUCAUGCACAUGGGUCAGGUCCAGGGUGGGCUGCGCUCUGGCAUCCGCAUCGCCCAGGGGUCCUACUUCCGUGUCACCCUUCACAAGGCCACACCUGUGCAGGUGGAUGGCGAGCCCUGGGUCCAGGCUCCUGGGCACAUGAUCAUCUCGGCGGCAGGCCCAAAGGUCCACAUGCUCAGGAAGGCCAAGCCAAAGCCCAGGAAGGCUGGGACCCCAAAGGAUGCCCGAGCAGAUGGAGGGCCUGCCCCCGAGGGGGACCCGAACUAGAGAGAGGCUCUGGGGCAGUCUGCCCCCGCCCUACAGCAGUGGCCGCCGCUGGAUGGACUCUCCUGCAGCCCUGACCUCAGGCUGUUUCUCCCCCCACAUCCCUGGGCCACACCAAAACUGCUUUGGGUGGGGGGCAGGUGUUUCCCUCUUGCCUCCACACUACUGACAGGCUGAGCACAGGGCUCUGGGUGGCCAACGCUCUUGCCUUCUGGAGCCCAGGCCACUGUCCUUGGGGGCAGGCAUUCUCCCUAUGUAUCCCCCCUGCCACCUCUGAGCCCCAAGCGGGGUGGCACUGAGCCUUGGGCAGGCCCCUUGAACACUCCUUCAGGGCCCUGGGUGUGCCCAGCACAGACAGGGCACCUGCUGCCAGGUCCUCCGGCCCCACUUCACCACUGAGGGCUGGGUGGGGCACCCGCUGACAUGGGAGUAGGUGCCUUCCCCCCUGGCCUGGUCCCUGCGGACAGACAGUGCACCUCGGGGAGGAGGGCCCCACGGAGGCCAGGUGGGCGUGGCCAACAUCCUGAAAAUGGAGAAUGCUGCUGGGGCGGAAGCGAGAGGACGGCUCAACUGGGAAGGACCGGGACAUCCGCGCACGCCUAGGCCCAGGAAGUCUGGGGAAGUUUAGGGAGGUGAAGUGAGAAGUUGGCUCCUUUAAUCAUGUCCUGUCAACAGCGUGCCUGUCCCCGGGUCUGUUCAGCGGAGAGGUCUUCUGUGGUCUCUGCUUCUCCGUGGGGGCACUGAUGGCCGCACUGUCCACUGAGCCUGACCAAAAAUUAAUCUGCCCAGGCAGUCUCCUGAGCUCCAAGGGGCCCCUGGCUCACACUUGCCCAGCUGUCCCAGCACGCUGCCUGGCACCGCUGGCCCUAGCUCUGCCCUGAGAUGCGACCUCCACCUCAGACAUGGCCCUGCCAAGACCUGUGCCCCCCAAGCUUCUGCCAAAACCAAACACACAUUUGUACCGAGACGACUGUUUAUGGCAAAACGUCCUUGUCAUGCCUCCAGCACACAGAUGUCCAUCCCUCCUGUUCUUGUGCCUGGUGGUGUAAUUAGAUUUUAUUUCGUUGG
Messenger RNA from Manis pentadactyla (Chinese pangolin), 4012 nucleotides. RefSeq names its product diacylglycerol kinase theta (gene DGKQ). Bases 119 to 2947 code for a protein of 942 amino acids. The transcript has 23 exons. Gene Ontology annotation, molecular function: ATP-dependent diacylglycerol kinase activity. The record is from RefSeq and is a predicted model, not a curated record. Lineage: Eukaryota; Metazoa; Chordata; Mammalia; Pholidota; Manidae. Gene Ontology annotation, biological process: intracellular signal transduction; lipid phosphorylation; diacylglycerol metabolic process.